Molecule: messenger RNA, 1026 nt
Organism: Leishmania mexicana MHOM/GT/2001/U1103
Lineage: Eukaryota; Euglenozoa; Kinetoplastea; Trypanosomatida; Trypanosomatidae
Exons: 1
Coding region: 1-1026 (341 amino acids)
Cellular component (GO): endoplasmic reticulum; COPII-coated ER to Golgi transport vesicle
Source: RefSeq, a predicted model, not a curated record
AUGAUGCGUCUUCUCCACAAAUGCGACCUCUUUCGUGUGGUGCAGGACAGCGAGAACCUCCUGACGCCUGCCACCCCGUACGGGGCCGCCGUCAGCAUCGUAACGACGACAGUCUUGGUGAUUCUCCUCAUAGGUGAGUGCUACGGCUACAUCAGCGGGCACCGAAACUGCCACAUCACCCCGUCCGCCUUCAAGAAUACUCUCGAUCCCGGCAUGCAGCGGAAGGUGGACAGGCUGCACUUCUCCAUCAGCCUGCCCUACAUGCCGUGCCACCGCAUCGCCACAGAGACGGUCUCUAUGUUUGCGCACGACAAGCCGACAGAGCGAGACACGCACAUAUCGCUCUAUCACAUUCCGUAUGGCUCCUACGCCUCGAAUUCGUCCGCGACUUACGUUUCCGGCGAAGUGCUUUCCGGGACGGAGCACGGCUGCCUCGUCACGGGUACUGCCCCCAUCGCCGCCAGGCCCUCUUCCUUCAACAUCAUCCUCAACGACUACAGGGUGGAGGACAGCAGAAAGUACCGGCCCGACUUUCAGAUCCACCACUUCUCGGGUGGCAACGCGUACGACGACUGGGGCGUUUCGCAGGUCCGCCGUCAAACGCUGGAGCCGAUGUCUGGCUUCAAGGGCGCCCACACCCUGCAGGAGCCGUAUUUUUUUCAGUUCUUCCUGCAGCUCAUCCCAACCACGGUGGACCUCGCUGGCAAGGACAGCCGCAUUGGCUACCAGUACACCGCCUUCCACUCGAUGCUGCGGUACAACGGCCACGGCAGGGCACCUGGACUGUACUUCUCCUACAAGCUAUCGCCCUUUUCGAUGGAUUGUGCCGUGCAGUACGACACCAUGAGCCAUUUUGUGGUGAAUUUGUGCGCCGUAGUGGGCGGCGUCUACACCGUGGCGGAGAUGGUGGAGGCGGGGCUGGAGUGGCUGGCGCGCGAGCGGCGCCUGAGAGAGGUCUCUGCCCGCAACCGCCGCAACGCCGAAGCACUCAAGAACGCUGCGGGUGUUGCGCCCAUUGCGUCCUGA